Electrophorus electricus (electric eel) is the source of this 1112-nucleotide messenger RNA. RefSeq names its product proteasome 20S subunit alpha 5 (gene psma5). The record is from RefSeq and is a predicted model, not a curated record. Gene Ontology annotation, cellular component: proteasome core complex, alpha-subunit complex; proteasome core complex. Gene Ontology annotation, biological process: proteasome-mediated ubiquitin-dependent protein catabolic process. Lineage: Eukaryota; Metazoa; Chordata; Actinopteri; Gymnotiformes; Gymnotidae.
GGAGCACUUAGACGAGCCCACUUCCUGCAUUGUUGAAACCAGCAAACUCACUCUUCUGUAAGAGACUUUUAUUCAGGAUGUUCCUGACUAGAUCAGAAUACGACAGAGGUGUAAACACCUUCUCUCCAGAAGGAAGACUUUUUCAAGUUGAAUAUGCCAUUGAAGCUAUCAAGUUGGGCUCAACAGCCAUUGGCAUUCAGACAUCAGAAGGAGUGUGUCUCGCUGUGGAGAAGAGAAUCACCUCUCCUUUGAUGGAGCCUAGCAGUAUUGAGAAGAUUGUAGAGAUUGACUCUCACAUCGGUUGUGCUAUGAGUGGCUUGAUAGCCGAUGCCAAAACACUUAUUGACAAAGCUAGGGUGGAAACACAGAAUCACUGGUUCACCUACAACGAGACAAUGACAGUAGAAAGUGUGACGCAGGCGGUAUCUAACCUGGCUCUGCAGUUUGGAGAGGAGGAUGCAGAUCCUGGUGCUAUGAGCCGACCCUUUGGUGUUGCUUUGCUGUUUGGAGGUGUGGAUGAAAAGGGACCCCAACUGUUCCACAUGGACCCAUCGGGCACAUUUGUGCAGUGUGAUGCGAGGGCCAUUGGGUCGGCGUCGGAGGGCGCCCAGAGCUCUCUGCAGGAAGUUUACCACAAGUCCAUGACGUUAAAAGAAGCCAUCAAAUCUUCCCUCACCAUCCUAAAGCAGGUCAUGGAGGAGAAGCUGAAUGCUACUAACAUCGAGCUUGCUACAGUAGAACCAGGCAAGACCUUCCACAUGUACACGAAAGAGGAACUUGAGGAAGUUAUCAAGGACAUCUAGGAGCGAUUCUGUACAGGCUUGACUGAAGUGCUAGCAGAGAAUUCCCACGCAGUUCUGUGAGAAUCGUCACUGAGUAUCAGCGAAUUUUCUGGCAGCCUCGCUGCUUUUAAAGGUUCGCCUGUGCAGACCGGAAUCCACUCUUUAUACUGUUUUGUUUUUUUUCUCAAACCUUUUCUGUGUCAAUCCGGAAUUGUUUCUACAGUUCUGUACAUGCAAAAGAACAUCAGUAGUUUAAAAAAAUAAAUAAAUAAUGGGGGGGUGGGGUCUUUUUGUUACAAAUCAAUGCGUUAAUAAACUUGUAUUCUGAAA